UUCAGGCAGUCUCCUGUGGACAGGGCACUGGUGGAGAUAAAAUGAGUGGAAAGAUCUCUUGCUGUUUCCUGGUUUCCCUCCUGUUGGCAGUGGUCUGGGCGGCUCCUCAGGGAACCCAUGACCAUUCAGCAGAUCACCAUCAACACCUCCACCAUGGCAAGGAUGAACCUCACCCCAGCCACGAUGGAGCAGGUGACUUGUCCCACAAACUUGCCCCCCACAAUGCUGACUUUGCCUUCUCCCUCUACAAGAAGCUGGCUGCCCAUCCUGAAGCUCAAGGAAAGAACAUCUUCUUCUCUCCACUGAGCAUCUCCAUGGCUCUGUCCAUGCUGGCCCUGGGAGCCAAAGGUGAAACCCACUCACAGAUCUUCAGCUCCCUGGGCUACAGCGCUCUCACUCCUGAUCAGGUCAAUGAAGGUUAUGAGCACCUUCUUCACAUGCUGAGCCACAGCCAGGACACCAUGCUGCUGGAGGCAGGAAGUGCUGUAGCUGUCAGAGAAGGCUUCAAACCUGUAGACAAGUUUCUAAAGGAUGCUCAGCAUUACUACCAAGGAGAGGCCCUCAGUGUGGACUUCUCCAAACCUGAAGUCGCUGUGCAAGAAGUCAACAAGUACAUCGCCAAGAAGACCAAAGAUAUGAUCACUGACAUGGUCAAGACCCUGGACCAGGACACUGUGAUGAUGCUCAUCAACUACAUGUAUUUCAGAGGUAAAUGGGAAAAGCCUUUUGAAGUGGAACACACCCACAAAGCUGACUUCCACGUGGAUGAGAAGACCAAGGUGUCUGUGGACAUGAUGAAGAGAACUGGCCGAUACGACUUCUACAACGACCGAGACAAUUCUACCUCCAUCAUCAUGGUGCCCUACAAAGGCAACACCUCCAUGAUGAUCAUUCUUCCUGCAGAGGGAAAGAUGGAAGAGUUGGAGAAAGGCAUCUGCAAGGAGCAUCUCAAGGAAUGGACUUCCAAACUCUUCAGAAGCUCUGUGGAUCUCUUCAUGCCCAAGUACUCCAUCUCUGCAUCCUCCUGUCUUGCGGGAACUCUGAAGGAAAUGGGAAUAGUCGAUGCAUUCUCAGACAGUGCAGACUUCUCAGGAAUUAGUGAGGAGGCCAAAGUGAAAGCUUCCAAGGUCCUCCAUCAGGCCGUCCUCAAAGUUGAUGAGAAGGGCACUGAAGCAGCUGCUGCCACCACCAUAGAGAUCAUGCCCAUGUCUCUGCCAGACACCAUGAACCUCAACAGACCCUUCCUGGUCUUCAUUGUGGAGGACAGCACCAAGAGCAUCCUCUUCAUGGGCAAGAUAACCGAUCCCACCGCAUAGAGGCAGCCAACUCCCACCCACACUGCAAGCAAUAUGAAGGAACUGGCCUCAUGUCAUUUAUCGGCAAAUUGAGUUCGGUCUUCGUGUCACUUGUCAGUCAGAAGGUAAAAUGUUCUGCAGGACUCACAGAAGAACUCCAUUCAGCUGAAAUGAAGCACAAAUGCAUUCUGUCUCAGUCCAGUUCCUUAACACGCAUAGUAAAAAAAAAAAGAAUAAAAAGUUGUUUUCCUUUUUUAACCUGUA
This is a messenger RNA of Pygocentrus nattereri (red-bellied piranha), 1559 nucleotides long. RefSeq names its product alpha-1-antitrypsin homolog. Gene Ontology annotation, molecular function: serine-type endopeptidase inhibitor activity. The record is from RefSeq and is a predicted model, not a curated record. The transcript is spliced from 5 exons. Gene Ontology annotation, biological process: negative regulation of endopeptidase activity. The coding region runs from base 42 to 1316 and encodes 424 amino acids. Lineage: Eukaryota; Metazoa; Chordata; Actinopteri; Characiformes; Serrasalmidae.